UUGCCUCAAAGUUGCCCCUCCGAAUUUUGAUAUUGCACGUAAAUCCAGAACAACCAUCGCUAUUGCUAGUAAAUUCGUGAUCCAACUUGUAACCAGUUCAUCAAAGUUCCGUAUCGGAUAGAGACAGAUAGCCAAGAUGUCGACGACUGUGGACAAGAUCAAAGAUGUUGAGUCCGAGAUGGCUCGGACUCAAAAGAACAAGUCGACAUCGUAUCAUUUAGGACAACUCAAAGCGAAGCUUGCCAAAUUAAAACGUGAACUUCUCACUCCUAGUGGCGGAGGUGGCGGAGGUGGAGUGGGAUUCGACGUUGCAAGAACUGGUGUGGCGAGCGUGGGAUUUAUCGGAUUCCCGUCCGUGGGCAAAAGUACGCUUAUGAGUCGCUUGACGGGUCAACAUUCAGAAGCUGCGGCAUAUGAAUUCACAACUCUUACCACCGUACCUGGUCAAGUUGUCUACAACGGUGCGAAGAUUCAGAUGCUGGAUCUGCCUGGUAUCAUUCAGGGGGCGAAGGACGGUAAGGGUCGAGGUCGUCAAGUUAUUGCGGUUGCGAAGACUUGCCAUCUCAUCUUCAUCGUCCUUGAUGUGAACAAACCGCUCACCGACAAACGUGUCAUCGAAACCGAAUUGGAGGGCUUUGGGAUCCGAAUCAACAAGCAGCCGCCGAACAUCACGUUCAAAAAGAAGGAAAAGGGAGGCCUCGCAAUUACCAGCACGGUGCCGCUGACCCACAUUGACCAUGACGAGAUCAAGGCGGUGAUGUCGGAGUACAAGAUCAACUCCGCUGACAUUGCCAUACGGUGCGAUGCGACAAUUGACGACCUAAUCGACGUCCUGGAAGCGAAGAGCAGAGCGUACAUUCCCGUCAUUUAUGCGUUGAAUAAGAUCGAUGCCAUUUCCGUUGAGGAGCUUGAUCUCCUGUACCGGAUCCCACACGCGUGUCCCAUCAGCUCCGAGCAUGGAUGGAACGUCGACGAGUUACUCGAGCAGAUGUGGGAGAUGCUCAAUCUCCGCCGGGUUUACACGAAGCCCAAGGGAAAGAUGCCCGAUUACUCCGAACCCGUGGUACUGCGUGCAAACGCCUGCACAGUGGAAGACUUCUGCGGCCAGAUUCACAAAAGCAUCCUGGAGCAAUUCAAGCAGGCGAUUGUGUACGGGAAGUCUGUGAAGCAUCAGCCCCAACGUGUCGGUUUGGCUCACGAGCUAGCGGAUGAAGACAUCAUCACCAUCAUCAAACGAUAAGUAUCAACGACGACGGAAUGGCUAAACGGCUACUAGCAACCGGUCAAAAGACUGGGCGGCGAAACUGCAAAUUGAGUGGUGAGAACAAGGGAUCAUGAGGCUUCAAUUGUAUUGCAAAUACCCACAGCGUUGGAACCGGCACCCGACGAGUACGAUGUAAGAGAAUCAGCUGUGCCGCGCAUCGCGGAACGGGCGGGAAUCAUCAAAAUCCUCGUCAAUAUUCACGGGAUAAAAAUCUGGGACACGAGAGCUAUCGAAAUGUCCUUGGUUCCGAGUCGCUGCUCGCUACGAUAGCCAGAACAAUGAGAGGCGUUCAAAAUCCAACAUCACUGAAAGGUUCAACUAACUUGUCGCGCCGUUCCAACUUCCAUUUGUGUUCCGCGGAAACAUCACCAAUGAAGAUGCUUAU
This is a messenger RNA of Eremomyces bilateralis CBS 781.70, 1649 nucleotides long. RefSeq names its product developmentally regulated GTP-binding protein 1. The record is from RefSeq and is a predicted model, not a curated record. Gene Ontology annotation, molecular function: GTP binding; GTPase activity. Gene Ontology annotation, cellular component: cytoplasm. The transcript is spliced from 10 exons. The coding region runs from base 137 to 1240 and encodes 367 amino acids. Lineage: Eukaryota; Fungi; Ascomycota; Dothideomycetes; Eremomycetales; Eremomycetaceae. Gene Ontology annotation, biological process: cytoplasmic translation.